Messenger RNA from Aricia agestis (brown argus), 1632 nucleotides. It is a transcript of the gene Mob4, whose product is annotated as MOB kinase activator-like 4. Gene Ontology annotation, cellular component: cytoplasm. The transcript is spliced from 4 exons. Lineage: Eukaryota; Metazoa; Arthropoda; Insecta; Lepidoptera; Lycaenidae. The record is from RefSeq and is a predicted model, not a curated record. The coding region runs from base 185 to 841 and encodes 218 amino acids.
CGUUGACAUUUUCUUGUAAAUUGUAAUUUGUAAAUUUUAUAAAAACUGUGCUUUCUGCUCUGUCUAGAUUUAUAAAAAUUCGAGUUGUUUGAAUUUCUGAUAAAACUCUCGUGCUAAUAGACUUUUACGCAUAAGGUUACUUGAUUUUAAGGUUUAUCAAAAAUUUUAAAACAUUCAUCUCAAAAUGUAUAGACGAAACAGACCGGGAUCAAAAGCUAAGGAUUUUUGUCGCUGGCCUGACGAACCAUUCGAGGAAAUGGACAGUACAUUAGCUGUACAGCAAUAUAUUCAACAAACAAUACGACGCGAUCCUGCAAAUCUCGAGGCAAUCCUCAAAAUGCCCGAAGCUCAAGAUGAAGGUGUAUGGAAAUAUGAACAUUUGAGGCAGUUUUGCAUGGAACUGAACGGGUUAGCAGUGAGACUACAGAGUGAGUGCAAACCCUUGAUUUGCACUCAAAUGACUGCAACUGAACAGUGGAUAUUUUUGUGUGCUGCUCACAAAACUCCAAAAGAGUGCCCGGCCAUUGAUUACACGAGACACACACUUGACGGUGCAGCUUGUUUACUGAAUAGUAACAAAUAUUUUCCAAGCAGAGUAAGCAUUAAAGAGUCAUCAGUGGCAAAACUGGGAUCGGUGUGUAGAAGGGUUUACAGAAUUUUCUCCCAUGCUUAUUUUCAUCACCGUGCAAUAUUUGAUGCUUUCGAGAAGGAAACACACUUGUGUAAAAGAUUUACUUAUUUCGUGACAAAAUACUCAAUUAUUUCCAAAGAAAUAUUAAUUCUUCCAAAACUUGAUGAUGAGACACCCAUCACUCAGCCUGUCGGAGAAUCGGAAGCUUGAUUUUAAAUAAAAAAUGGAUUCUAUUAUGGAUGCUACUGUCAUGUUUGUGAAGUGUAUGACUUAGUAUGGAUUAUACUUACUAUGAAUAUUACUUUGAAUGCAGAGUAAAACUAAUAAUAAGUAAUGUUGUAUGACAAGUAAGCACUUAAAUUUUGUAGCAUUUUUUGUACUUGUGCACAUAAUGUGUUGUAUUUAUUUUUAAUUUCAAUAUAAUAUUAUUUUCCUACUUAUAAGCAUGGACGAUGCUUAUAAGUGACUACAUAUUUGUAUAUGACAACUAGUACUUGUUAAUGUAACCAAUGUAAUUUUUUAUUACUGUGUUAUGAACAAGUAUUAGUUUUAAACAAGUUUCUGAUGUAUAAUCUAAAAAGGGCUGUAUAAUUAUCACCUUUUUAUUAUUUACUAUUUUUUUCUGCAUUACGAAAUGAUAUAUAGUAGGACUACUGUAGGUACCAGAGUGGUAUAUUUCAAUAAUAUUAUAUUCUAAAGCUGUUUAACAAAUGAAUCUCCUGAGAAAUAAACUUUAUUUGUAAUCUUCAAAUAUGAAAAAACCAGGUGUUGCAUUUUUACAGAACAAGAUGAAAAUAUUUUGAUUACAUGAAUAAAGUAACUAUGCACACUCCCAAGCAAUUUAACAUUGAAGUAUUAAACAUUUCCAUUGUGAGGCACCUCAUAUUCUGUAAAUAUCUUUAUUUAACUCGAUAAUAGUUGUAUGUCUCUAUAUGAAUUAUAAUAUUAUUCUAUCAUUUGUAAAUGUAUCAGGUAGUCACGAAUUACAAAAGUUUCAACUA